Molecule: messenger RNA, 1347 nt
Organism: Coccinella septempunctata (seven-spotted ladybird)
Lineage: Eukaryota; Metazoa; Arthropoda; Insecta; Coleoptera; Coccinellidae
Product: malate dehydrogenase, mitochondrial-like
Exons: 5
Coding region: 69-1307 (412 amino acids)
Biological process (GO): tricarboxylic acid cycle
Cellular component (GO): cytoplasm; mitochondrion
Molecular function (GO): L-malate dehydrogenase (NAD+) activity
Source: RefSeq, a predicted model, not a curated record
AUUCCGCGUAUAUCAUGUCAUUCUGACAACUCAAAAUGUGAGUCAUUCAGAUCAUUACUACAAAAACAAUGAACCUAUCAAAAAUUCCAGUAAUAACCAAAAUCUUGAAACCAUGCUGCAGACAUUACUUCAAAUAUACCUCACCAUCGCCUGUGUGUCCUCCAACGGCACCAUAUAAGUUCACCGUAACACUCAUGGACGCAUCAACUAAUAUGGGCCAAGCUUUGGCUCUUAUGUUGAAACAGAACUCGCUUGUAGAGGAAUUAAGGCUUUUUGAUGACAAAGAUACCAUUGGGAUUGGUAUGGACCUCAGUGACAUUGAUACAUCCACUAGAAUACUUGCUUACACUGGCGAAGAAAAUCUCACAGAAGCUUUAACAGAUACGAAUUUGGUCAUAAACUGUGGAGGUCAUUCGGCAAAUCCGUUCGAAAGCUAUGAAGAUCUAUUUGAAAGGAACGCCGAAGACGUAAGGAGAACCGCCAUUUACUUGACCGAGUUCAAUAGGAAUGCAGUUUUUUGUAUUGCUCGACCACCUGUUGAAUCUUUGGUUCCUAUGGUUUAUCAGGAGUAUCGUAGGGCAGGGGUGAAAGUACCAGAAGUGAAGAUCAUCGGAGCUGCAAACUAUUAUUCCAUGAGGGCGAAUCAUUGGAUUGCGAAGUUCAUGAACGUGGACGCUUUCCAUGUGACAUGCCCCAUUGUUGGUGGUGCGUCUCCAGAAACUGCUAUUGCCGUCAUGUCUGGUUCAAAUCCAGGAAAAAAAUUGACCGAUCCGCGAAUUCUUAAUGCCAUUCAAGAAGGUAUGGCUUAUGGAGAAGAACGAGUACUGGGUAUCACGAUACAUGAGGAAGCGAGCUCUGCAGCAUUUGCCCCCGCUGUUGCUGCAUAUCGCCUGAUAAAUAAGAUUUUGAAGGGACUAAGGGGUGAUGAAGACACUUAUGACUGCGCGUUCGUUAAACAAGAGGGCCAUCUAAAGAAAUUUCUGCCUUACAUGACUUCUAUAGUGAAAUUUGGAAGACACGGUGUCUACGACACCCAUAUGCCAGACAUGGUGGGAAGUGAGCUCUAUCGUUUGAAAAAUUCCUAUCCAGUUUUGAGAGCUUACAUACAUUUGGGCGAAAAAUAUGUUCACGGCGUUCCUCUGCCACCUGCAAAACUACCCUGCAAUAGACCUUGCAUUCUGACCAAGACGAAAACUGUUGAAGACCAGCGGAAUCCACUGAAAGUCAAGAUACACAAUCCUGCAGAUUAUGACAAAUGCGGUAGAAUUGAAGAACGAAGAGACUAUGGAGAAUCCUGUAAUUCAUGAGUCGAAGUAAAUUCUAUCCGCCAAUAAAUGCAACUUUUCA